GAGCUCCCGAUCGCUUCGCCACCAGAUCAUCUUUAGAACAAAGAGCUUCUCAACGCUGGGAGUGCGUGAGUGAGUGUGGGGUGUCGGGGAGCCGCUCAGCUCUCGGGCUUCCUCUUCCGACCGCGGCGCCAAGCCGAUAUUCGAGCCGCGACUUCCCGGUCGCGGGGCCCGUCGUACCCCUUUGUUCACGGGCCGUACGCACGAUCCUCCCUCCUCGGCCGCGCUCCACCAGCAGUGCAGGCGCUGAGGGGCGGCGCUUCUGCAGUCAGUAGCGCGGCAUGCUGGCGCGCACUCAACUCCUGCUCAGCCUACUGCUCAUCAGCACCUCGGUCGGCGUACAGUCCUACGAUACCGACUGUAAAUGGAAGAGCAACAUCACCGAUAUCGCCGACGUUGCCCAUCACAAAUACCAAGUGCUUGAAGAAUGUCUUUUCUACAAAUUGACCAAGGAAGCGGACCAAAUUCAAGGGAAGAGUAAUGCCCUCAUGCUUCUUCCGCCGACGGUGGCGGCUGGGGAGACCUUGGACGUGCAGGUUUUGCAUGCUGGUGUGAGGCAAAUGUGGAUGAACGAAAUCUUCAAGGAGAUGAACAUCAACGGCUACCUGAAACUGUCGUGGAAGGACAGGCGCCUUCGUUGGGAUGCAAAUGAAUGGAAGACCGAUGUGCUCAGCAUUAAGUCUUUCGGACGUCUAUGGGUUCCGGACAUCAACUCUGACAAACAUCAAACCGGCCAGCAGUCCGCGGAUUACGUUACCUUCCAAUCACUGAGCUCGAAUAACAAUGGGAACGUCACCGGUCGCCUCGAAUUCCGAAUACAAGCACACUGUGAGAUUGACUAUACGGAAUACCCAAGCGACAUCAAACACUGCUGCUUCAAUCUACAGUCAACACUCUACAAACGCUACAUCAAAUACUUUUUGGAGAAUGAAGAUGACCAUCUCGACAUCUCGCAGCUAAAGACAAACUGGCACAUAGAAAAUUCGUGGGUGAAGAAGGGUACACAAGAAGGAGACAACAAAGCUGAAACGUUGGAAAUCUGCUUGACAGCGAGACGAAAAUCCACAACGCUGGCAGUGGAGCUAACUCUACCGGUUCUGAUAUCUGCGCUCUUGCUUCUGAUCGCUCCAUUUUUCGGCAAAUUCGAUCAGCAGAUCAAAGUGAAAAUGUUUGCACUAUUGCUACAAUUUAUGAGCUUCCAAUUCAUGGCCGAGAAAACUCCACAGCUAGGAUUUGGCGCUACUGUGCCGAAAAUUUAUGUAUUUUAUGCGUUUACACUUGCCGUGACUGUAAUCAGUCUGAUAGUCACAGUACUGAUUGCAGCAAUGAGCAGAAUUAAGAGGAAGGUGCCACCAGCACAUCGCUUCACACUGCUAGCCUCUGUACUGAAUGCUAACCUCUGUUGUGGAUCUGAAGAAGAGCCCAUCACCGAUGGCACAUCUUCGAAGGAUGCUUCAGCUGACUGGCUUCAAAUCCAUGCCGCCAUGAACAAUCUAGCCAGCUGUCUUACCAUGAUCGUUUAUGUAAUCGGAGCGAUUGUUAUUGUCUUUUAGAUUUUAGCUGAAAACAAUCGCGAAAUAACUAAACCGCAAAAUACCAAAAACGCAGGCUGAUUGUGCGCAUGAUCGCUUUAAGGCUUCUUCACUUAAGCUCUUCACUUUUCCGGAAGUCAAUCAAAAGUACGGUGGCAUUGUAUGUAUUGUAUUUAUCUCGUCAAACUCGAUCAAUCUUGUGCUAAAUAAUAAAUAUUCAUACGACUUUCA
Cylicocyclus nassatus is the source of this 1760-nucleotide messenger RNA. The record is from the annotation of a GenBank genome assembly. NCBI's taxonomy places the organism in Eukaryota, Metazoa, Nematoda, Chromadorea, Rhabditida, Strongylidae.